Messenger RNA from Exophiala bonariae, 252 nucleotides. RefSeq lists its product as uncharacterized. The record is from RefSeq and is a predicted model, not a curated record. The transcript has 2 exons. Bases 1 to 252 code for a protein of 83 amino acids. Lineage: Eukaryota; Fungi; Ascomycota; Eurotiomycetes; Chaetothyriales; Herpotrichiellaceae.
AUGUCUGACUACAAGCCCACUGAGCACGACGGUCUCCGCAAGGACGGCCAACCCGAUCAGCGCGUCGGAACCGGCGAGUUCGCUCACGGAAAGGUUGACCCCCAUGAGGCUGGCAAGCAGGGUGGCCAGACUGGAGGCACCUCGGACAGCAGCUCCGGCGGUAGCUCCGACAAUCAGGGUGCUGCCCACAAAGGCGGAGAUGGUUUGAGAAAGGAUGGUCAGCCAGACCAGCGCUUGAAGCAAAACCAGUAA